GGUGAAGAACACAUUAUCAUUACUAUAAUUCAGAUUUGAAUAUAUAUGGAGCCACUGAAUUGAAUGUUUGAUUUCAUUUAAUCACUCAACUAUCUAUGUUUAAAUGCAAAGCUCAUCACGUGACGUGCAAAAGCAAAACAGAGGAAAAGACUUCACCUCCAAGGCCCUGUUUUCAUACAGCUCGGCACGCCAUCAGUCUCUUUCUUUGAGACCGGGAAUAGUAGCAAAAAUUUUCAUUUCAAUCUCAUCGUCAAGAUGGAGGACACAACAUGGGAGCAGAGACUACAAGCCCUAACCCACGUCCUAACCAGCACCACAACACCACCACCUCUCUACUCUCAAUUAUUUAUCUCCAGACAAAUUCCGUGCUACCUCAACUGGGACUACCCACCGAUCCUCUGCACCAAAGACACCAGGAUCUUCCCUUCUCUCCAUCUGAGGUGGGGAUUCUCUCUCUUUGUCAAAAGGGUCUCCAGAUUAGGGAUUCCUGAGACUUCUUGGAGGUCCAAGUGCCCAUACCAACAACCCCCACCGCUGAUUCUUGCAAAAGGAGUAGAGGAAGCACAGUGGGGUGAUGAGCAAAAAAGAGUAUAUUUUAGGAUGAGGAUGAGAAGGAAAAGACUUGGCAGUAAUAUUCAUCCUUCUAUUCCUAUUUUAGUUCCCAAUCUGUUACUGUUUUCACUUCUGCUCUGGAACCCUCUUCCUAAUCUUGAUUCUUAAGAAAUAUUGUGGGUUUGUAACAUGUGCAUGUAAUUAAAAUUGUAACAAUUUUCCAUCA
Hevea brasiliensis (rubber tree) is the source of this 778-nucleotide messenger RNA. RefSeq lists its product as uncharacterized. Bases 256 to 720 code for a protein of 154 amino acids. The transcript has a single exon. NCBI's taxonomy places the organism in Eukaryota, Viridiplantae, Streptophyta, Magnoliopsida, Malpighiales, Euphorbiaceae. The record is from RefSeq and is a predicted model, not a curated record.